This is a messenger RNA of Patiria miniata (bat star), 4986 nucleotides long. Its product is annotated as NACHT, LRR and PYD domains-containing protein 6-like. The coding region runs from base 423 to 2420 and encodes 665 amino acids. The record is from RefSeq and is a predicted model, not a curated record. The transcript is spliced from 6 exons. NCBI's taxonomy places the organism in Eukaryota, Metazoa, Echinodermata, Asteroidea, Valvatida, Asterinidae.
UAGACAGGCUCUUUUGCAACGCAGGAAUAAAUUAUGUUCAGCGAGUAGGAGGCGAGGUACCUCACUAUCUGGGAAAUAACAAGUCUGACGAAUUCCGCUAUUUUGAUGUGCAAUCGCUGUUUUCGAAGGUCUGUUUUCAAACAUCAGUCAUUUAAAAUAUUGGGAUGACAACCACAACAGCUUGAGACAUCUUCUGAAGAAAUGUGCUGAAAUGUUGACCUUCGAAGUUUGAGUAAGAGUUGCCUGUGUGCGGGAUUUCUAGAUACCUCUUUGGUCAACACACCUCACUAGCUUCAGUAGCCGCCAUAGCACUUGAAAGCUAGGGGGACACGGUGUACAGUAGCUGGACGUGUGGUGACGUGUGGCGCUUUCAUAAAAUCUUCUCUGGAUUGUUUGGUGCACUACAGUGUCCAUGCUGGAUCAUGGCAAGGAAACUAUUUGUGCAUUUCUUGGUUUGUGUGUGUCUGGCGCUUGCAUUGUCAUCAGACAACACCCAUGUUGAGCUGCAACAGGGCAAAACUGGUGUUGUGCACAAUCCUCGCAUGGCCGACAAGACCUUUAACAUCAACGAUAUUGAUUCAGCCUAUUGGCACAAAGGGCUGCCUGAUGGCAACAAAAAAUUCCUGAUUUCAAAUUUUGGAGGUAAAAUCACUUGGGCAUCUGGACUUCCCAUUGGAAAGUACGACCUCACCGCCAACUUUUCCCUUGUGAUCCACAAUGUCUCAUAUUCGGAUGGAGGACCCUAUGUAUGGCAACUAAAACCGAAGGCCUCUGGCCUGCUUGAAGCUGUUGUGAACAUCACCAUUGUUGCACCACCAGAGCGCAUGGAGGAUGUCACACCGACCUCACAACCAGAUGCCUUCCAGCAAAAUAUAGUUGUCAUCGUCGUUGCCAUUUUGGUGGUUGUUGCGAUGGUAGUUGUAUUGGGCGUGUGUAUGUACAAGAAGCGGAAUGAAAGUAGUUGCUGGGAGAGGAGGACACAUCAUGGCGAUCACAAAGCCAUUCCAAUGGAUGACGUAGAUUCCGUGAGAGACACAUUGGCAGAGGAAUUGAAGGAGUUUUAUAAAGAGAACAUGGAAAACACCCGUAUCCAUCCUCUGGAUUCCUCCAUGACAAGGACAACUGAAGAUAUCUACAUCUUUCCAGCUAUGUUUAAACGUAGUCACAAAACCAUCAAGGCUGAAACACCAACAAAGCUGAAAGGUUCCCAAUCCCAGUACCUGGACGACCAGAAGGGGGAACCAGUGAAGUCACUCGACGAUCUGAAGAAGCUACUCAUCAAGAAUAACCACGUGGCUGUCAUAGGCAGUGCGGGAUGCGGCAAGACGGCCUUGAUGGAAAAAAUAGGUUAUGACUGGGCAUGUGAGAACUUUACUGCAUUCAAGUAUGUGGUUAUCCUGCGAAAGAAGGAGAUCUGUGGUACUGCAGGUGUCCUAGAAGCCAUUCGCAAACUUCUGCCAGCAGAUUCAGAUAUCACCAAGCAGCAACUUGGAGAGCAGAUUAAGGAGCACAAGAAAAAGGUGCUGAUGGUAGUGGAUGGUUCGUUUUUGUUAGAGUCAUCAGAUAUGAAUAGGCCGGCAUCGGAAGGUGACUGGUCAUUGAAGGAUGUACUGUCCUUCAAUGCACUCAGAGGAUGUUCUCUGCUGAUCACCAUCAGUAGCCAUCAGCUGGACAAGCUGCGAAACCUCCAUAGCAGGUUCACUGUCAUUGAAACAACUGGCUUCUCACUAGAGAACAUCAAGCAGUACAUUCAUCAGUUCUUUGAAGACUCAGACAAAGGGGAUAACCUCAUCAAGGAAGUUCAGUCUUCUACGAUCUUUGAGACUCUUGCCAAGUCCCCUAUCAUGCUGCAAGUACUGUGUCUGAUAUGGGAGCAUAAAAACAGCCUCCCUCGGCAAAUGGCUAACGUGUAUGAUAGAGCAGUGAAUGUGCUGGCCAAACACAUCUCACAUGAUGGUUCAGACCAGUCAGAUGUCAAGAAGAUAGACGGUUUCAAAACGAGUAUUGGUAAAGUUGCCUUUGGAGGCUUAAUGGAUCCCAACGAAGAAAGAUCUGACUUUUCUGAGGGCGAAUUUCCUGAAGAGUCUCUGCAAUUUGGACUAAGGAUUGGGGUGAUGUCUAAAGAAACCUACACCAUUGCAGAGGGGCAGACCUGUGUUGUCAAGUUCCUGCAUUUGUACCAGGAGUACUUUGCGGCUUGUUUCUUGGUCCAUCAGGGGAACGUGAGAGAGCAGCUCUUGCCACAGGUUACCUGUGAUACCGUACGGAAGAUGGGGAUGCUUAUCCGCUUCUGUUGUGGAAUGAAUGACCGUGCCGAGUCAUUGAUCACUAAUCACCUCAGGGGCCUCAAAGACGGUUUGAAGACACCUGAUGAUGUCGCCUGGCUACAACAACUCAUAGAGGAUCCAUCUGGAUACUAAAGCAUUGGAUCACACUGAUCAUUACACUAUAAGAGGGUCAUCUACAAGACCUGAACUCCAUUGUCCUCUUGUAAUUUGCAGAGACACUUUGAAUCCUUAUUUUCACCUUGAAACUUCUGCUUUCCUAACAGGGGUGAUAUGUGGGGAGUUAUGAAAUCUGUGCUGCGUCCCCGGCUUUAGGUUUAUCCUUGGCUUUAGGUUUAUCCUUGGCUUUAGAGCCAUUUGGAAGCCUUUGAUAAUCAUCCGAAAUAGAAAUACUCCAAACUUUGGCCUUAUACAUGUAUUAGAAGAUUGAAUGUCCUGAAAAGGAAAAGAGGACCCAUAUCACGCUGGAAUCCUCCAAGUCAAGUGCCUAAAAUCUCCUAAAGCUGAAGCCCGAGAUGAUGCAAAGGUUUAAAAAAAAACCCAGAUUUUGUAAGACUUUUUGUUACGGGACAGUCUCUACUUUAAUAAUCCACCGUUUAUGUCACUUGGUGAAUCUUUGCUAAACAAAUAUGUCUUGCCCUUUAAUCCAGUGGACUCCAAGUUCUAAAUUUUAAGCCUGGCGGGUAUUGGCAUGAACUAUGAUUGAAAGGGGUUGGGAGAACAUACAAUAUUCAAAAGAUAUCAAUAGGCUUUCAAUGUUUGUAUUUGUUUAGUGUUUUCAUUUACUUGGAUUUAACCUGCAAAAAAAAGAAAUCAGGUAACCUUUGCAAGACCACAGUAUUGUUACAAGUAGACUUUUUGGAUUUUGUGGUCUAAAGCAAUAAGUUUUUAGUCUGAAAUGUGGUGUCCAGAAUUUAAAACUUGGUCAUACAAAAUAGGACUUCUUUGGCUAUGACAAGUAAUGGUUGAUUUAUUUUCAAGUAAUUCUUUAUACAAUGUAUACAACUGCAAAGAAUGUAGCAUGAACCUAAUUAACAAUAAUGUCUCAUCAAAGAGUAAUAAAUUUUUAGUUCUUGAUGCAUGAGAAAAAGUGUGUAAACCUAGUCUAGAUGAACUUCUUUGCAUAUGACAAGUGCUCAUAUGUUGUAAAUAUCUUAGUGUAACUAAUAUGUAAGCCAAAUUUGACUAAGUAAGUCUUUCAUCGUAAUUGCUUUUGAGAAAUGUAAACCUUGAGGAAGGAUUUUAAUUACCUGCAGAAUUUACAAGUGUUCUUGUAAUGGAUUUAAAGGCAUUUGUGAAAGCCAUUGUGCAUAUCAAGCCAGUAAUGCUUGAAAUGAGAAAUGUCUUCAAAGUUUUAAAGGUUAGACAGUGGUCGCUUUAGAGAGGCAUGGGUCUUUGUGCUUGCAAAGUAGUGUAGCAUACAAGAUAUACUGAUAGUAUGAAGCCUGCGAAAACCAUAAGUGUAUAAUAGGAUUUCACUUUGAUUUCUGAUUUUAAGCAUAUUUGCAUAUCCAUUUAUGGAUUUUUGUUUUUGUAUUUUGCAAUUUAAUAGUUUUUAAAAAUAUAUAUUUACUGAUGUUUGUGGUGUGUGCUGUUUGUAUAUAUAUUCUUAAGGCUGCACACAAUUUUGUAUUUUUUUAAUUUUAUUUCACAUUUGUCCAUACCAUUAAUUUACACUGCCACUAAAUACAAUCUUAGAUUAUAUAGUAAAUUUUUACACAAAUACUUAAAAGAAGAAAAAGUAAUGUCAACAAUCCUUUAACAAAACUCAACAAAUGUUUCUUUUACACUUGUCACUAAGCUGCAAUUACGUGAUUCAACAAUGAUAAUGUAUGAAAUUUUGUUUAAAGAGUACACACAUAUAAAAUAAGGUCGACGUGCGGUAGAUGCAUCUUAGAUAUAGUUAUAAUCGUAUGUAGUUAAUUAAGAUUGACAUCAGAAAAGGUGGAUGGAUGUGCGCUGGGAACACCAUCAAGGGAACCCGUAACCUACAUGGAUAAGCACGAAGUCACUUAAUUAAUACUCUACGCAAUUACAUUUUACUUGAGUUUAUAAAUGUGUUUUUUUCCAGAAUAUUUGUUAGGAGUUUGGGAAAAAGCAAAAAAGAAUCGCUGGACAGAUCAUGUGAUACCAAAAAAUUAACAUCGUUGUAUUACGAGAGUAGACAGCUCUACGCGGCUCAAUUUUGUAGCCGUGUUAUUAUUGUAAAAUAGUUUGCUUGCAAACUGCGUCGAUUUGAUGUAACUUUGUGACUGCAUUAGGUGCAUGUCAACUUUGAAUCGAUGAGUCCUUCAUGAAAUAAUGCAUGUGCAAUAUGAAAUGUAGUAGACCUACAUUUAGUUGCCCUUUGGGCUUGUGUCCACCGUUUUGCGUUUUGUAAGUUGUCAUCAAAAAUGUGCAUUAGUGAAACGAAGUCAUGUAAAGACAAAGGUUUUGGCAACUAAGCACAGUGUUAAUUGAUAGGGGUUGAUGAAAUAUCAACAGUUUAUGCAACUAUCACUUGAUCACGUCGUGUCAAAUUUAAAAAAGAAAAUGAUAAAAAGUGUCGAGCUUGUAAAUUGCAUCAAGCGGUACGGUGCUACGUGCUGAAUUUAUCCAAGUUGUUAUCCUGUGUCCUUUAUCGAGAGAAAAUAAACCAAUGUGCUUUUGCCAAUUAUGCAUUGAAAAUUAAAAAAAAUAAGUGGCUGUAGCGGUGAGUGAA